AUGGCUACACAAAACUUAACUACACAUCCUAUGCGAUCAGACGGGCCAGGGGGCCCUUCGGGCAUGAUACCCCAUCCCCUCGACCAACUCACCGUUACCGAAGUCAAUCUGGCUCGCGAGGCUAUUUUGAAAGCCCGAGGUAACACUGUAGCGGUCCAUUUUCGAUCAAUAUUUCUCGAGGAACCACCUAAGAAACAACUAUCACAGUUCCUUGAACUUGAACAUUCCGGGAAAGUGUCAUUGCAGACCCCUCGACCAGCUCGCCGCGCAACAGCUCAAUACGAUGUGGUUUAUGGUGAUAAGAACCAUGAAUAUACGGAAUCUUGCGUAGAGAUCGCUUCUGGGCUGGAAGUCGAGAAAAGAGUAGUUGAAAAGGUGCACCAUGCCAGUUUGGCUACUCAUGAAUUCGCAGCAUUCACAAAAGCUUGCUUUACCUCUCCUCUCUAUAAGAAGGCCAUCGCUGAGUUUGAGCUUCCUGAAGGCUUCGUCAUCACUAUUGAUUCGUGGCCUUAUGGAGGCGAUGGAGAGAUUGUUCCACGUUAUACGCAGGGCCUGUGUUUCGCACGAGACACUCGAUCUGGAAAUGAGGAUUCUAACCAUUACUCUUAUCCACUUCCAUUGAUUCCAGUGAUGGAUACGUAUAGUCAUGAGGUUGUGCGAAUUGACAAAUUAGCUACGGGUGGGAAAGAUGAUGGGCUAACUUACGGGACGCACAAAAAGAAUGUACUGGACCACUGCUCACCCGGCGAGUAUAUUCCUGAACUGCUUUCUCAGCCGCUCCGCUCGGAUGUUAAGCCCCUGAUCGUUGUUCAACCAGAAGGCCCAUCUUUCCAAGUCAACGGUAACCUGAUAGAGUGGCAAAAAUGGAGGUUUCGAGUUGGUUUCAAUCCUCGUGAAGGCGCCACUCUCCACGAUGUUCACUAUGAUGGUCGGAGUGUAUUAUAUAGGCUCAGUCUGAGCGAAAUGACCGUCCCGUACGGAGAUCCAAGACCACCUUUCCACCGAAAACAAGCAUUUGAUUUCGGAGAUGUUGGUGCUGGGCGUGCGGCAAACAACCUCUCCCUGGGAUGUGACUGUCUAGGGGUCAUAAAAUACUUCGAUACUGUGUUGACAGAGGCCGAUGGAACGGCCAGCUUAGCCAAGAAUGUCGUAUGCUUGCACGAGCAAGACAAUGGGAUCGGCUGGAAGCAUACGCACUUUAGGACGCAAAGGGCGGUCGUAACGCGACUUCGUGAACUUGUUGUCCAGUUCAUUAUCACUCUGUCGAAUUACGAAUAUAUCUUCGCAUUCAAGCUUGACCAGGCUGGAGGCAUUACUUUCGAAACUAGAGCUACCGGUAUCGUCAGCGUUGUUAACAUUGAUCCAGGGAAGACAAGCCCGUGGGGCAACGUUGUAUCAUCUGGUGCCUUGGCGCAGAAUCACCAGCACAUAUUUUGCCUCCGCAUUGAUCCGGCUAUUGAUGGCCAGAAGAAUACUGUUUUUACAGAAGAGUCGCUACCUAUGCCAAUGUUUAAAGAGCUCAACCCAUAUGGAAAUGGAUAUGAAGUCAGACAAACACCGAUCAAGAACUCACAAUUUUUUGAUGCUUCACCAAUGACGAAUCUGACGGUCAAAAUGAUCAAUCUGUCGAAGUUGAACCCCGUUUCUGGAAGGCCCGUUAGCUACAAGUUUAUUCCUACGGCCUCGCAGCUGAUGCUGGCACAUCCGGAUAGCAUCAUGGCAAAGAGAGCCCAAUUCGCGCAACAUCAUGUCUGGGUAACGAAGUACAAAGAUGGCGAGCUUUGGGCCGGCGGAGAAUUUACAAACCAAUCCCAAAAGGAGAUUGAUGGAGUAGCGGAUGCUGUAGCAAGAAACGAGAAUGUGGAAAAUGAGGAUGUAGUCGUAUGGAACACCUUUGGACUCACUCAUAACCCUAGAGUUGAGGACUGGCCUGUGAUGCCCGUGGAAAUUCAUCAGAUCCACCUUCGACCAGCAGAUUUCUUCACUGCAAACCCAGCUAUAGAUGUACCAGGCCCAAAAGAUACGGCCUCGGUGCUUGCUCCCGGUUCAGAAGUAUGCUGCGAGAGCGGCGAGGUUCAAAAGGCAGCGAGCUCUCAUCUUCAGAGCGCUGGGCCAGACCUUGAUCCUAAGAGCAACUUGUGA
Molecule: messenger RNA, 2142 nt
Organism: Lachnellula hyalina
Lineage: Eukaryota; Fungi; Ascomycota; Leotiomycetes; Helotiales; Lachnaceae
Product: Copper amine oxidase
Exons: 6
Coding region: 1-2142 (713 amino acids)
Biological process (GO): amine metabolic process
Molecular function (GO): primary methylamine oxidase activity; quinone binding; copper ion binding
Source: RefSeq, a predicted model, not a curated record